UGCGAGCGGUUGCCUUCCUUUCCGCUUGUGAGCCGGGCGGCCGCGGCUGAGACCUGCUACAGGGGAGCGCCUGGCGCCGCCGCUGACCAUGGAGGAAGAAGCCGGCGCCGAGAAGAAGCCCCUGCUGCCUGCCCGGACAGCAGCCCGCGGCUGCCCGCCCAGGGGAACCUUCGGGGCCGGCGACUGCCCCGAUCCCGCGGCCUCCUGCACCGUGCAGGACGCUGCUGGAGCUGACCAUGAUCUUUACAUAAACCAAGCUGCAGUAUUUAUUGAAGAUGCAAUACAGUAUCGUUCCAUAAACCACCGAGUGGACUCCAAAUCCCUGUGGCUUUAUCGAUGGUAUUAUUCAAAAAUUUGCCAGUGGGUUUUGAGUCUCACCAUUACUCUAAUCUUGGCUCUGGCUUUCAUUGAAACCCCUUCUUCGCUCACUGUCACGUCAGAUAUACGAUAUCGCAGCAGAGCCUGGGAGCCUCCUUGUGGCUUGACUGAAAGUAUAGAGCUGUUUUGUUUCCUCGUCUUUAUAGCUGACGUCUCUGUGAAGAGUUAUUUAAUUGGUUGGGAAGAAUUUCGGAAAACGAAAUGGCUGCUGGCUUAUAUCCUGACACUGGUUGUUUCCCUUAUCGACUGGACUGUGUCACUGAGCUUUUCUUGUACAGAGACUGUGAGAAUAAGACGAAUCCUCCGGCCUUUCUUUCUCCUUCAGAACUCCUCUAUGAUGAAAAAGACAUUAAAAUGCAUCAACAGAACGCUGCCAGAAAUGGCAAGUGUUGUUCUGCUGCUAGCUGUUCACUUGUGUCUCUUUACCAUGUUUGGCAUGCUGCUGUUUGCUCGAUCAAAGGAUAAGCAGCAAGACAAGGAAUGGGUGGGAUAUUUUCACAAUUUGCCAGAUUCACUGACUUCACUGCUGGUGCUGCUGACUACUGCAAAUAACCCUGAUGUGAUGAUUCCUGCAUAUUCUAAGAAUCGAGCCUAUUCUAUCUUCUUCAUACUCUUCACUGUGUUGGGAAACCUGUUUCUGAUGAACUUGCUGACAGCAAUAAUAUACAAUCAGUUUCGAGGGUACCUUCUGAAAUCAGUUCAGUCCUCGCUCUUGAGGAGACGUUUAGGAAUCCGGGCUGCAUUCGAAGUGCUGUGCUCCCCGAAGGAGAGUCCUGUCAGUACAAAUGAAUUGUGUGUCAGUGCUAAUACCUUACUACAAGUGCUUCAAAAAGUUGAAAUGGAUUCUUGCUGCAAGCAAGCCAUCUUGAGGACAGUUCGGUCAUGCCCUCAUGGCAUACUGUCAGCUGCCCUGUUUCAGAAACUCUUUGAUGAACUUGACAAAGAUCCUGUUAAACAGCAUCCUCCCACACCGGAGUACCAGUCUUCUUUUCUGCAGAAAGUGCAGUUUGCUUUUGGCCAUCGCUUCUUUGGCUACUUAGGGAACGUUGUAGCACUAGCAAACAUAAUUUCUAUAUGUGUCAUCUUGGUAAUGGAUGCAGAUAAGCAGCUUUCUGAACGGGAUGACUUCUUCUUGGGGGCUAUAAAUUGUUUUUUUAUCCUGUACUAUCUGCUGGAAAUGCUUCUGAAAAUACUGGCAAUGGGAUUUAAAAGAUACAUAUCGUACCCAAGCAAUAGAUUUGAUGGACUUCUGACUGUAAUUCUGCUGGUUUUGGAGGUCUCAACUUUUGCUGUGUAUGGAUUUCCUCAUCCAGGCUGGAGACCCGAAAUGAUGGGGUUGCUGUCUCUGUGGGAUAUGGUGCGCCUGGUGAAUAUGCUAAUUGUAUUCAGAUUUCUACGGAUUAUUCCUAAUAUGAAGUUCAUGGCCUUGGUUGCCAGUACAUUGCUGGAUCUGGUGAAAAACUUAAGAGCCUUUGCAGGGCUGCUGGUGGUGGUUUACUAUGUGUUUGCUAUAACUGGCAUAGUGCUAUUUAAAGGUGCUGUUGUUCCUAUGGGAAAUAUCAGUGUUGUCAAUACAACAUCUGGUAACAGGACUUUGCAGUGUGGGACCUAUGAGCAGUUGGAGUAUUGGCCAAACAACUUUGAUGACUUCGCUGCUACAGUAGUAACUCUCUGGGAUGUCAUGGUGGUGAACAAUUGGCAAGUUUUCCUGGAUGCAUUUUCAAGAUAUUCAAGUCCGUGGUCAAAAGUCUAUUUUGUAGCCUGGUGGCUAAUUUCCUCUGUCAUCUGGGUCAAUUUGUUCAUAGCCUUACUUCUGGAGAACUUUAUUCACAAGUGGGACCGUCACUCCCAUCGGCAGUCUCUCUCAGAAAUUGAAUACCAGACAACGGUGGAAUUAAUGUUCAGGGAUGUUUUGGAAGAACCUACAGAGGAAGAGCUGAUGGAAAAACUGCACCAGCAUCCACACCUGCAACUGUGUAGAUGACAGAUUGGUGGGAGGACCAAUUUAUUCACGCCUUUUUUGCAAUAAUGUUGUCAGCUGGAGGACUGAUAUUGCCGUGAAAUGAAAUAGAUUUUCUAUAAAGUGCUAUUAACCUGAAACCUUACAGGAAAGCAUGUAGCAUUUUAGUUGCCAUUUUAGUUUGACUCUUGAACUACACCUACAAUGCAGAGAACUCUGCAGGGAGAACUUUUUAAAUUUUUUUUUUUAAUCAGCUCCUUUUUUAAAAAAAAUUUAAAUUCUUCUAAUUUGAUUUGAAUUUAGAGUCAUUUGAUGAGGACAUGCAGCUGUUAUUUUUAUUAAGUGUCAGGACAAGGAGUUGUAGACUAUUUUAUUUUGAUUUUUUUUUAAGAAGGAAGAGAGUAUUAACAUGACAGUGCACUUUAAUGCAAACACUUAUAACCACUAUGCUUGCUGCUUUUUUGCACCAUAAAUAAUGAAACUGCUAUUCUGGCAUUCAGUGUGUGCCAAGGACAGUGCCUUGAAAUUCUUAACUGAAUUAGGCAGUUAUGCUCUAGAUUCUCAGCCUUUUUGUAAUAAGGGAAAUUGAAACACUAUUUUUAUUGAAAUAUGAUGCCAGCAUUCUUUGGUUUACUAAAUGUUCAUAAUUAUACAAUCCUGUUCAAAAGUUCAGGUCGAAGGUGGAGAUAGUCUGUAUCAAUUUCCUUUUUUUCACCAUUGUUAAGGGUUGUGCCCAUGUUGUGGUUGCAUUAUAUUGAUAACAUCAAGAUCAGUAUAAUUUUGGAUGGAACAAUCAUGGCCUUGGUUUACAAUCUGGAAUAAUUAAGCUCUACUUUGGAGAAAACAUCCUCAUGUUGCUUUGAAAAUGAGCUCUUCCUUUUUGCAUUCUGACAAGUCUUGUUUUCCCUGGGUUCAUACUUAGCCAGAGUUUGUUUUCCUCUGCAAGAAUUUUAGUGGAAACCCUGUGUAAAAUAUAGUCAUGUAUCCAUCUUGGGUGGAUGAGGAGCAGGCAAUCAUGUUCAGGCUUCCCCUUAUAAACUAUACCUGUAUAUAAAAAUCAAUUUAUUAAUUCAGGGGAGUGGUACCAAAAUCCAUUGGGGGUCAUCUUACCGUUUUUUGUUUUUUUUUAGCUGGAUAGUACCAAUCCUGCAAGGUGGUGGGCCCCCCUCAGUUCUCACUGUAGUCCAUGGAAGCUUUUGUGUGCUUAGUAUCAUGCAAGAUCAUAUCCUUUGUGCUCUUUCCAUUUAUCAUGGUCACAUACAAUACCACUAGCUUUGGUCACCCAUCUAGCCUUUGGUGAUCCAUCUAGCUAUUGGGUAAAUAACUUUUUGAUAAUACAUACAUACAUCCUAAAAUAUGUCGUAAGUGGUAACGAUAUGUCCCGUUUAUAUCGUAGUAUCCCUCCUAACAAGGCAUUUCACCUUGACUAUUCAAGUCAGGUAACCAUUGAAUUACCCAAUGCAUUUGUGAUUGAUCCUAUAAAUAACAUUUGUUAACAGUUCUCAAGUCCCUUACUUGAGAUAUUUGCAACUAAAAUAGACAAAUCAACUUCAACUACACGGUUGUGACCAAGCCUGCAGUGACAAGGGCAUGGAUCAGGUGACUAGAUACAGUAAGUCGCUUCUGUUUCUAAUUUCUCUGAUCCAUUUAGUCACCAAAGGAUUUUAAGUGCCUCUGCAGUUGUCAUCCCUGUUUUUCCUUUCCCAGCCAUUCCCUUUCCCAAAUUAGUCAUCUUCCUUUCCUAUUUUCUCUCUAAUGCUGGUAGCUGAAGCAAAUUUUGGCUGGGAUUAUGGGGCAUUUGAUCUCAAUAGCACAUUUCUGCACUAUCCAUUUUCCAGCAGUGUCUAGAACAUGCUUUGGGAACAUAGGGUUUCCUCACCCACUGUGUAGUUGUACUUAUGAAACAAAUACGAGUUGAACUUUAAGUCACUCAGGAAAUCAUUAUUUGCCUGCGGGUCACCUGUUAAGCCAUCCUCCCAUGCAAUCACCCCUGCGUUUUCUACUAGCCCACUUCUUAAUUCACUCACUCUGCGGCAUCAGAAGCUUUCUUUUAUUUUCACGCAGCCUCAGCCUACUGUCUGUCCCCAUUUCUAGCCUCCCUUCCUUUCUAUUUCCAGCUCCAUCCUACCAUGGGGUGUCCUUUCUGUGAUGUACUAGCUGUUUUCCCCAGUUCUGGUUAAAUGUUUAUUGUAUCAUAGAUGUCAGAGAUUGGGGAAGAAAGGCCUAUUAGGUCAUCUAGUCCUUGGAAUCAACACAGGAUUGUUCCCUAUUUUCUAGCUUUUUUUCCCAGUACAGUUUGGCAACAAGACACUCGCACAGUUGAAUAGGUUAUCCCCUAUCUGAUGCAUCUCAUCAGUAGGAAGUUGGCCUAAUUUUUUCUUAGUUUAGUGUAAACCCGUUACUCCUGGUUGUUACUCUUUAACCACAUUAAACAGUUCCUUUCUCUCCUUGGUGUUUCUAGCCUCUGUAUACUUGGUGAAUUAGGUAUGUCCACCCUGUCAAGUGGGGCUGUCAGUUCCUGUAUGCCUGGGACGCUCACCUUUCUAUUUUGGCUCUUCUUCUUUUAUUUGGCCAUUAUGUUCCAUUGUCUACCAAAGUAGCAUAACUUGAUAUUCAUAUAAUCUUCAUAACUCAUUUCUCCUGUAUGCAAUCCGUGCACGUGGACAGAUGUGCAGAGAACAGUCUAUUUUAGUGCUUGUUUGUUUGUUGUUUCUAUAUUGGAUUGGGAAUGUAAUGCAGAACUACAUACUGGAAAUAGCGUGUCUAAUAUAAAUUGUACUGUAAGAGGUAAAUGACUGUGAUAUAACUCAUGCUUUAAAUGCACAGAGACACGAACAGGAGUGUAUGUAACUAUGAAUAAGAAUAAAUCAGAGAGGUUAAUUGAUAAAAAUGUCCCUUUUAUUCCUUUCUUCCAUUCACGUGUUCUAAAUGUUGAAGGACCUCAUAUGUAGUUUGAUCAUCUGAAGUGCUGAGCUCUUCCCAUGACAUGUUGAGCACCUUCCACUCCCAUUGAUUUCAGUAAGAGUUGAGUGCCCGGCAUUUCUUUGGCUCAAAUCUACAUAGAAUUACUAUGUAUGCUGUGUUGCAUAAUCUGGACAUAGGCUUGUUGAGGGUGGGUAGAUGAGAGACAGACCGACAGGCACACACACCUGGAAGAAAUGACCAUUUGAAAGCUUUGGAAAAAUGUAUUAAAACCAUAGUUUGGAUUCUCAUAUGUAGAUAGAAAACCAAAUUUGUUGCUGUAUCGUCAGUGGAUCUUUUUUCUUCUGGUUUGCUUUCAAAGCUGUUCUGUGGAAAUGGCAAAAAAAAAAAAUAAAAAAUCGUCAACUCCAUUUUAACAAAUCCAUGACCCAGGGAGAACUUUUCAGUGUGAUUACUUUGCUUACUGUUGCCAUCCAAAACUUUUUAGUGACAGCAGGAUUGUACCUUAGAUCUUCCCGUUUCAAAAUCACUAGCCUCCCCCAACCCCUUCAGCUAAAGGAGAAGUGUAUAUACAGCUAUUGCAGUAUCAGAGUUUAAGGGACCAAAGCUGAGGAGUUCUGACUCUAUUCAGUAGGAGACAGUACAAGCACACUGCUCUAUGGAGAAAUGUAUAGAAGAGAUUCUGUUCAGAGCUGCAAAUGAGACAGGUGGUAUAAUCCCAUUACUAUGCACGUGUUACAAUGCAUAGAGAACAGCCUACCGUUAGCAGGUAAAGUAUAAGAGCUUGAUUGAGAUGGGGGAAAUGUUUCUCUACAUUUUUAUUAAUAUCUGUACUGUGUUGCUGUGUGUAAAUCUUUUCAGCUGCACAGUUUGCUGCUUUUGGCAAGCAUUUAUUUUCUAGGUUUUUGGAGCAAUAGAAAAAAUGAUUCCCAGUAUUCAUUAGUUAUCCCCAAACUGCAAGGUCACGUUGGCUUAAACACUUAAGUAUGUGCUAUCUUUUAUCCUGUGUAAGUUACAGGGUUUAUCUUUUCACUUGCUGGUAGACCACAUGUGCUGGCAGCUGUGCAUACUGUUAUGGUUUUAGAAGCUGAUACCACUGCUUAAUGUUCCUUUAUCUAAAUAGAGCAGAGGUUUUCAAACUGUGGAGCAUACCUUGUGAGGGGGUGUGGAAGAAUGUUUUGGGGGGGCAAGUAGAGCAGGACCUGGGCCACGCCCUGUGGGGGAGGGAGUACCACCUCCACCCCGACUCACCUCAGCAGGCCGCUCAGCCUGUGGGUCAGUGGCAACUUCCGUCACGGCUGCUGAUUUCCACUUCCGGCAACCUUUGCACCCAGCACUGACUCCACCCCCAGAAACAGUCACACAGGCCUUCCCGAACCCUGAAAACACGAGGUGGCAGGGGCAAAGGCACACAAUUGCCCUACCCUAGCAGUGCAGUCUGGCUGCAAGGUAAAAGUUGCCCAACUGCUGAGAGAGCCACUGGUAACUAUCUGUGUAUUUGAAACUUGCAGGUGUAGAUAAUUUAAUUAAAGCUGUGCUAAGAUCUCUGUUAGGUUUAUGAGUAGGCCAUCAAGCAUACCUUUGCAUGUGUCUGUUUUGUCUGCAUUGGGAGAAGACAACCAAAAAUUUAAACUCAAAGUGGGGCUCAGUUCAAAAAGUUUGAAAACUGCUGAAAUAGAGACUUUCAGUAUUCCACCUGCCUCACCUGCAUCUUUACUUUUUAUGAAAACCAACUGACCAAAAUAAAAAUAGAAUGUGUCAAUCUGCUGUUCUACUUUUCAUAGGGUUUUACCAUCUUAACUUGAUUGUAUAUGGGCCCAAUUCAAAGCCUGGUGAAAUUGGUGAGGGGCGUUCCCAUUGCUUUAAAGGCCAUUGGCUCAGGUCCUAUAUCGGCACUCCUGGGCAAACACUUUCAAGCUUUCAAUGUGAACCUGUAAACUCUGAGGAGGAGGAUUUGGGGUGUAUGUGAACGAGACGGUGUGUGUGUGUGUGUGUGGAUGGAGGGGGAGUAGAUGGGGCUUUGUGCAUAUUUCCACUCUGAGCAUCUUAAUUCAACAUUUCAUUUUCCUGGUUAUUUCUGAACUAAAUCCUAACUGGUAUAAACAAAUAAGCAUUAAUUGGUAAGUCAUUUACUUUUGUUUCUCUCUCAUAUUUCACAAAGUUACACACAAACGUUUGGUCAUUUUCUCACAUCCUUCCUUAAUCCUGUUGUGUAUAGUUGGCUUAUUCUGCAAAUUUGUUAUGAAUAGUUUUUCUGUUUUGUCUUCUCCCCUGACCCAGUCUCCCAAUUGUUCGUUGGCUCGCCAAUUUAUUUAUGUUUGUUUUUUCUAAGAUGAAAUGUGCAUAUUUGUACACAGUGAAAUCCUGCAAAAAUCAAAAGGGAUUUGAUAAUGAUAACCAAAUUAAGACUUAGGAUAAAACUUUGUUUCCUAAACCAGAAAUGAGAACUAAACACUUAGGAACCUGAGACACUCCUGAAAAUUAGUCACAUACGCAUUUUUUUAAAUUUUACCCUUAAA
This is a messenger RNA of Chelonoidis abingdonii (Abingdon island giant tortoise), 7779 nucleotides long. It is a transcript of the gene TPCN2, whose product is annotated as two pore segment channel 2. Gene Ontology annotation, molecular function: intracellularly phosphatidylinositol-3,5-bisphosphate-gated monatomic cation channel activity; ligand-gated sodium channel activity; voltage-gated channel activity. Lineage: Eukaryota; Metazoa; Chordata; Testudines; Testudinidae. Gene Ontology annotation, cellular component: lysosomal membrane. Gene Ontology annotation, biological process: calcium-mediated signaling; monoatomic ion transport; endocytosis involved in viral entry into host cell. The record is from RefSeq and is a predicted model, not a curated record.